Penicilliopsis zonata CBS 506.65 is the source of this 821-nucleotide messenger RNA. RefSeq lists its product as hypothetical. The record is from RefSeq and is a predicted model, not a curated record. The transcript is spliced from 2 exons. NCBI's taxonomy places the organism in Eukaryota, Fungi, Ascomycota, Eurotiomycetes, Eurotiales, Aspergillaceae. Bases 414 to 752 code for a protein of 112 amino acids.
AUGGGUCUCCUUGAUAAGUUACAAGCCAAGAUCGAGCUCUAUCGACUGGAGCAGCGCUACGCCCGCCGCAAGCACCGCAGCACGUUCCAUGCCGGUGCCCAGUACGUGGAUGGUGAAUACGUCUAUACCAACGGGUCGAAUUCGCCAACAGGAACCGUCUCGAAGAACUCCACGGGCUCCCUCUGGCGGCCCUCGGGCUGGAACAACUCGCAUGAAUCGCGGUGGCGAUAAACCCGCCUGAAAGGAAAUAAAAUUCAAAAAAGCAAAAAUGAUUCUAUUCUCAUGUCCUUCUGGCCCUUUUUUUAUUCUUCGCCGUGUCCACCGCAUCAUGUCCAAAGCGGAGGGCUUGAUGACCUGCCAGUCACCACGAUUCCACCUUGAUUCCUUUUGAUUUCAAUGCUACGUUCUUGUACAUGUGUUCUCUUGUCCUUGUGAUAUGCUUUUUGGCUGGUUUUUUUUCUCUUUUAUUCUUGUUUCAUAGGGAAGGUUUCCUCUCUGACAUUGAGUUUACUACGCCAUUCCUCUCUCUCUCUCUCUUACUCUGCUAUAGCCUUUUGAAUCGUCUCGAUCCAUUGCUUAGCCACCACUCAGCGUAUUCGUUUUUUAUAUUCUACUCAUGGAGGGUUUUUUUGGCAGCCACGGCACAAUCCAUGCUGGUUAAGCUGGUCAUGCUUACCUUCAUUGUACAUACAUUGAGAACAUGCACAUACCAUUACUCAACACUCUUCCUGACUAGAUUUUGCACAUUUUAAACCUUCUUCGGUCUGCCCAGACAUAAAAUCCAAGCAUAUGAAUUGAUUAUACUGCACUUCCCCAGAAGG